AUACACAUGUCUCACUACCACUACAGCCUCAGCGGACAUCAGGUUGCUUGGCUCAGCUCAAGACCAGAGUGGGGAUAACCUCGCUGUUUGGAAAUCGCCGACAAACCCCGAAGAAGAAACAACACUAGAAAAAUGUCUUUGCACACGUGUGACUCUCUCCGAGUGAGUCCCUCAGUCCAUGGCAACAAAUUCGACACGGCCAACCGCAAGAAAGCCGUGUCUAACAUAUUUGAAAAUGUGAACCAGGACGCGCUGAUUAGGCUCUUCCAGAAGACAGGCGACAUGAAGGCGGAGGAGAGGGCGAAAAGCAUCUUCUCAUUCGCCCAAGAUCCCGAGGAAACGGCUAAAGCCCUGAUGGCGCUUAAACAAAGGAAAAAGAGCAAAUUCCUGCAGAUUGUGGGCUUGGUCAGGUAUUCACUGAAACUUCAUUGACUCUUUCACUUUGCUCUAUGGGAGCUAAACGAGGAAGAAAAAAAAGAUCGCUUGACUUGAAAUGUCAUGCGAAGUGAACAGUCCUUCAGCCGGCUCACAAAAGUAAGAGGCGAGGGAGAAACACCCUGGGAUGAAGUCUGAACUGUAACAUCUUGAAAUGCUACGUUACAGUAUGAGUGACUUCUCCGCAUUGCUACAGCUAAGGCGCAAGUCGACAACCUGCGCCCCUCGCCAGCCAAGGAGGAAAAAAAUGAGGAAGGAGACCUAAAAAGAAAGCUACAAAAAAGAGACAUUUGUACUGACGAAGUGAACCACACGGUUAAUUGCUGUGACUGUAUGCAUUUGUAUAAUGCUUGAACCGCAUUUGCACCUUAUAGGUGUAUGAAAAGCUUUUGCAGGUGCUCACAAUCCAGAUCGAGACCGAUUGAGCUGCAGAACCAAACGCCUGGUGAUGUGAGAAAAAAACUACUAUGUGACUGAGUCAGUGUGUAAAAUGUGUAAAACCACUACUUGUUCGUGGUCACUAAUUUAUAUGCCACAAAGUGCUGUGAUGAAAAUGGCUGUAUCGUCCUGAGGCUACUAUGUUAUUUGCUUAAUAAAUUAUUUUUAUUCUGAAUCA
Lepisosteus oculatus (spotted gar) is the source of this 1051-nucleotide messenger RNA. RefSeq names its product transcriptional and immune response regulator b (gene tcimb). Gene Ontology annotation, cellular component: cytosol; nucleus. The record is from RefSeq and is a predicted model, not a curated record. NCBI's taxonomy places the organism in Eukaryota, Metazoa, Chordata, Actinopteri, Semionotiformes, Lepisosteidae. Gene Ontology annotation, biological process: endothelial cell activation involved in immune response; negative regulation of Notch signaling pathway. Gene Ontology annotation, molecular function: Notch binding.